CGUAUCAGGAAAUAAAAGUAAACAAGAAUUCGGAGAGGAACAUGAUAUUCAGACAUUUAAACGUAGAAAAACUCAGUGGUUUUUCUGAUGUUUUAUUUACGGUGCAUGGAGUUUUUAUAUUCCGAGAAGGGGGACCCCAGUUAGAGGAUGACUCGUAGGAGACUCGUAGAAUCGAGAGGAAGCGGGUGCGGCAGAGGCUAACGACAGAUAGCUCGAUAUGGCAAUUUCUGUUGUGUUGUUUUAAAUUUUUCACAGGAUGAAAUGCCCUCACGACCAUGGCUUAAACGCAGCUCUUCGACUUUAGAUUUAGCCAUGUUAGCCAUCAGAUCGUCCGAGGAGGAGUCCGCUGAAAAUGAGGAGAUGGACACCUCAGAGCCCAACUGGUGUUGGUUUUAUCUGGCCGAAUGUGGAGUUUGGCACAUGUUUGAGAUUGAUCCCAGUGCCGCCUGCUCUGUGACCAGUGCUCAGAUUGAGCAAUGUUACAACAGGAACCAACGUGGGGUCAUGGAGUUUUACACAGCCAAGUAUACAUACAGACUGGACUUCUCAAUUAUGCGCCAAAUAAAUGUAACAACAGGAAAGCAGCGACCAAUUAAACGCUCACUCCACUCUGCAACUGGCUUCAGGUUUAUUUGUGAUAAUCUGGCCUUGCCUGUGCCCUGUCACUGGGAGAGAAUCAAUACAGAUGAGCCUUAUCAGCUCAUCCAGCUCGGCAGAGACACAUAUGAGUUUAAAGAAGUAGCCAGACUGUACGAGAGGACAAUGGAUCACCCAAUCAAAUCCAUCCAAAGGAUUCAGAACCUGGAUUUAUGGGAGUUCUUCUGCAGGAAGAAAACACAGUUGCGAAAAGUCAAGCGAACACUGGAUAUUGAGGAGCGAAUGCUGUUUCAUGGCACAGGACACAGCAACAUACAAGCUAUAUGUACAUUUAACUUUGACUGGAGGCUGACAGGAAGUCAUGGCGAUGUUUAUGGCAAAGGGAGCUAUUUUGCCCGGGAUGCCAAAUAUUCCAGUAAGUUCUGCCACACCACAGGGAAACACAACACCACCUUGCAGAGACACGGACUCGCUCCGCCUAUAUUUGCCAGCGACCCACCAUAUAAGACCAUGUUCCUGGCCAGAGUGCUUGUUGGAGAGCACACAGUCGGCCAUCCUAUGUACUGCAGACCGCCCUCCAAGGACGCCAGCUUCACCAACUUUUAUGACAGCUGCGUGGACGAUAUGGCGAAUCCAAAGAUCUAUGUGAUUUUUGACAGCAACCAGAUUUACCCAGAGUAUCUGAUUGAGUUCUACUGAUGCCAAACAAAACAAAACUGUCUACUUUUUUAUACAUACAUAUACAGUUUGUAUCUGUAAUAUGAACGAGAAUCAAAUGAUAUGAUUUACUGAGAAAAGAAGCCUCUUAGGAGACGGUUGUUGUUGUUUUUUGUUUUUGUUUUUUUACUUCAGUCAGAUCCAGUGUCUAAUUGGAUCAUAGGUCAUCCAAAGUGCCUUUGGAGAAGUUGGAAAAAGCACGAGGACAAUUAUAACAUUGUGUACAGUUUCUAUACUGCACAGUACACUCCAGGGCAGGGAUUUUGGGGAAUUUCUAAGAAUGUUCAUGUGACAAAAUGGAGAAAAAAGGGAAAAAAUAGGACUUAAAAGCUGCGUUUUCAGCUUGCAACUUAAAGUUUUGUAUUGAAUUAGAAGUCUGUGCUUUCUUGUUCAAUAUGUCUAAACAGUUGUGUGAAAUAAGGGCAGCCCCCCUGCAGCCUAUAGGUUAUACAGUAGGUGAUGUCCAGCCUUUGGGAGCAUCAUUUCCUUUACAUCCAUAGUGCCACACAGACGCUUAUGUGAGAAACCAAAAACAUGUUCCGAUUGCUUAUUAUGUCCUAUGUGCGGUCAAGUUAGCGACAUUUAAGUCUGUUUGCAAUUAGUACAAUGUGUUGCAAAUGGGUGAUGGAUGAAAGUAAAGACUCUGACCUCUAGAACUGCUCCACAUCACCUUCAAGUUUGUGGAACUUAGCUGACUGGAGGAGCAUACCCUAACCACAUGUUUGCUCUUUACCACAUUAGUACAAAGGUGUUUGGUUGGGUUUAAAUUAUUUCGCUUAAUUUGUCGCCCAUAUAUGGCUUGAAUUUGCAUAGAUUUUUUUUUUUAUAAAACCUUCUACCUCUGCAUUCUUUAACCAUGCAUCAGUGCACUUUUCUCCCUUUCUGUGAAAGGUUUUUACAGCUAUGUUACAAUGGCAUAAAUUUGUUGCAUUCACUUGUCAUCGCUGAGGAGUGUGUUUUAUCCUUUCUGACUACAGAGCGUGACUUACGGCUAUUAUUAAGCAUGUGCAGCUUAAGUUCAUUUCAAGAGAUGACAAGGUUUAUCGUCAUACUUGGAGAAACAGAGUGUGAUUUCAUGAACUGUUAACUCCUUUGUAUGAGCACAGGCAGGUUAAUGUUGCACCUGCUGUACGUUCAUCCCAUCUAAAAGGAAAGAUUUAGCCAGCACAUGUGUCGUACUGUAACAAUUCACCCACACA
Messenger RNA from Melanotaenia boesemani (Boeseman's rainbowfish), 2513 nucleotides. Its product is annotated as protein mono-ADP-ribosyltransferase PARP11-like. Gene Ontology annotation, molecular function: NAD+ poly-ADP-ribosyltransferase activity. NCBI's taxonomy places the organism in Eukaryota, Metazoa, Chordata, Actinopteri, Atheriniformes, Melanotaeniidae. The record is from RefSeq and is a predicted model, not a curated record. The transcript is spliced from 8 exons. Bases 262 to 1296 code for a protein of 344 amino acids.